GAGUGCCGGUUUCUCAAUCCAAAUAAGAAGUCUUGGGGCGGCAGCUUUCUUUCCAAUCUGCUGGAAGUUGCCUUCUCUCGUCGUCACGUAAAAACCUUGGCGCACCCGACCAAAGGACGACGAUAGUCUCUCCUUGACCACACUCUUUCGCUUCGAGGCAACAAAACAACACAGUCACUCUCUAAUUCUUUCGGCAUUUGCUGGCUCCUGCUGCUCACUAUCAAUCUGUGAAUACAACUCGUGUGCUUCUCGCAAACGACUCCCAACGCCGCCCUCAAUCAAGACCACACCGACCCUCGUCAACAUGCACCAGUCUGUGCUCCUCGCCACCGCCGCCAUGGCCGGCCUGUCUGCCGCCCAGGUCGUGACGAUGCAUCUGCCCGCCUGGGGAGACGGUAGCAAGGCCCUCGGCUCUGUCAUCAGCUCGGGCAAGGACAAGGCGACCUAUUCCAUGACCUGCGCCGACACCGCCACCACGGCCUUUUGCCCGUUUGGCAAGAACUUCCACGUCACCUCGGCCCCCUCAACCAUCAUCUUCUCGCAGACCAUGCAGCUCGAGGGAUCCCUGGCCGCAUCCGGAUCCGUCGUAUCUGCUUCCGAGGUUCUGGACAUCACCUGCUCGUCGACCAACGACGCGACCCUGUCGUGCACGGGCGCCAUGAAGCUCAUGUCGGGCUCCUCAACCGUCACCUCCACCACGAUCGAGGACACCGCCACCGACGCCACCUCGUUCCUCGUCGCCGUCACCAUGACCGACAGGCUCCCCGGCGCCACCGGCGCCGCAGCCCCCGCCCCGACCGGUACGGGCGGCUCCAACAACCCCGCGUCCACGGCCUCCAGCACCAGCCGCAAUGCCGGGCCCAGGGCGACCCAGAACGCCGUACUCGCCGGCGUCGCCGCCCUUGUAGGCGGCGCGGCGAUGCUGUGAGCACCUUGGUCUAGCGGCUAGGAGAGAGUGAGGGGGAGUGAGGAGAGUGGAACGCCUCGUUGCACACCGGUAGCGUGGGUGGAAUCGACUCGACUUUCUCGACCAACCGACAGUGCUGCCAAAGAGUUUUGUUCUUCCGUACCUAGGCCUUCAUAGUUCUGCCUAUCUGCAAGGUUUUGCAAUCGCUAUCUUCAGACUGGGCAUAAAUGCGGGACUUUGGGGAGAUGCAGUUAUGAACGGCUCGGCUUAUCGUUAGACCACCUGAUCGAGGACGACUUGCCAUUGCCUCGCAAUGACCCUUCGGGGACUGGCUGUACAUAAAUAGGUAAACAUCAGGAGCGUAGAAAAAGUUCCACAUAAUAUAUAGACGCAUAUUUGAGCA
Molecule: messenger RNA, 1310 nt
Organism: Gaeumannomyces tritici R3-111a-1
Lineage: Eukaryota; Fungi; Ascomycota; Sordariomycetes; Magnaporthales; Magnaporthaceae
Exons: 2
Coding region: 305-928 (207 amino acids)
Source: RefSeq, a predicted model, not a curated record